CUGACAACCAAGGUGUGGGAAGUGUGCUAGACUGGAGGUUUGAUCUCAAGGCAGAAGAUCUCUUGGUCACAUGCUGGGCCGGAUCUGGACCCUAAGCAGGCAGCUCUCUACCAUGAGAAUCGAGUCUGAAGAGUUUAAGGCUCUGUUUACUGAAGGGUUAAAGACAGUAGAACGUCUGUUUUCUCAGGAGAAGUACGAGUUACGCAUCGCAGGAGGUGCUGUACGAGAUCUUCUCGUUGGAAACAAACCUCAUGAUGUGGACUUUGCUACCACAGCCACCCCUCCUCAGAUGAAGGACUUAUUCCUUAAAGCAGGAGUGCGACUCAUCAAUAACAAAGGCGAGAAGCAUGGCACUGUGACUGCUCGGAUUGAUGAACAAAACUUUGAGAUCACUACACUUCGGGUUGAUCUGCAGACAGAUGGACGUCAUGCUGAAGUUGAAUUUACUAAGGACUGGGAGAAAGAUGCAGAGCGACGAGAUCUUACUAUUAAUGCUAUGUUUCUGGGGUUGGAUGGGACUCUUUAUGAUUAUUUUCAUGGCUAUGAGGAUCUGAAGAAUCGUUGUGUUCAGUUUGUUGGCGAUCCAGCUCAGCGAAUCCAGGAAGAUUAUCUCCGAAUUUUGCGCUACCUCAGGUUCUAUGGUCGGAUUUCAGAGAAACCAGGGAUUCACACACAAGCUACCUUAGACGCAAUUAGAGAGAACGCAGCUGGACUGGGUGGCAUCUCAGGAGAAAGGAUAUGGGUGGAACUGAAGAAGAUUCUGGAAGGAAAUCAUGUUAACCACCUUGUCCUAACCAUGUAUGAGCUGGGCGUGGCACCUCAUGUUGGAUUACCUAUGGAUGGGAACCUGGAGGAGUUUACCAGGGUCUGUGUACGUUCAAGACACUUGUCCCCUAAACCUGUUACUCUUCUGGCAGCUUUAUUUUCAGAUCCAAAUGCUGUGCACAGACUGGACCUAAGGCUGAAGAUCUCCAAAGAAGAGAAGGGACUGGCCUUAUUCCUGAUAAACCAGCGAAGGGAGCUGACAUCUGACCCAACAGACUCACCCCCCCUCAAACCGUACCAGGAUUAUGUAACUGAUUCCCGUGAGCCAGAUGCACACAAAAAGAUAUGUGAGCUGUUAAAGUACCAGGGUGAGGAGCAACUGCUGCGGCAGAUGGAGGUAUGGACACUGCCUCGUUUUCCAGUUAGCGGUCAUGACCUACGGCGCUUGGGCAUCUCCUCAGGCAAAGAAAUUGGACACAUCCUGCAAGAACUUAAAGUACGCUGGAAGGAAAGUGGUUACCAGAUUAGCAAAGAAGAACUACUGGACACUGUGAGCCAUAAGUAAAGGAGUUUACAAGCAGUUGUACGUUUUAAAGGGACAUUAAAAUUAAGAUUAAACAUUCAUGAUUCAGACAGAUAAUGCAGUUUUCUGUUAAAAAGAAAAUCCUUUCCAAUUUACCUCUAUUAUCAGAUUUGCCUUGUUCUUUUGGUAUAAUUUGUUCAAACUUGGCUUCUUUCCAUGAGAGCAUACCUAGGUAGGUUCAGGAGGGUGCACAUCUUGAGAACUAAAUGGCAACAGUGGUACAAACUGCACUAUAGUACUCAAGAUAUGUGCAUGCUCUUGAGCCACAUGAAAAAGAUACUAAUGUAAAUUUGAUAAUAGAAGUAAAUUAAAAUGGUUUAUUUUCUUUAAUGGCACGCUCUAUCUGAAUUAUGAUGCUUUAAUUUUGACUUGCAUGUUCCUUCAAAUAUUAGGUCUGGGUUGCUGGCUACAAAGAACAUACCACUGUUGGCAGCCUGGGUACACAUGGGCUUUGAGAAAGGGCAAAACAAAUGUCAACUCAUUUCUGUUGUUUUUUCCUUUACCUAAGUAAAUAUAAUAUUUUUUUUAUUAA
Bombina bombina (fire-bellied toad) is the source of this 1880-nucleotide messenger RNA. It is a transcript of the gene TRNT1, whose product is annotated as tRNA nucleotidyl transferase 1. Lineage: Eukaryota; Metazoa; Chordata; Amphibia; Anura; Bombinatoridae. Bases 71 to 1330 code for a protein of 419 amino acids. The record is from RefSeq and is a predicted model, not a curated record. Gene Ontology annotation, molecular function: nucleotidyltransferase activity; RNA binding. Gene Ontology annotation, biological process: RNA processing. The transcript has 8 exons.